Molecule: messenger RNA, 498 nt
Organism: Microstroma glucosiphilum
Lineage: Eukaryota; Fungi; Basidiomycota; Exobasidiomycetes; Microstromatales; Microstromataceae
Exons: 2
Coding region: 1-498 (165 amino acids)
Source: RefSeq, a predicted model, not a curated record
AUGAACAAGCUACCAAGCCAGGAAGAGUUUGAGGCAACCCUCGCUGCCCGCAACGAGACGCUCCGCAACAACUGGAUCAAGACAAUGGAGGCGAGGAUCGUCAGGGAGGAGCUACAGAAGUGCCAAAAGGCAGAGGGAGUAAACCACUAUGCUGUUUGCAAGCCACUUGUGGAGACGUACCUGGAGUUGUUGAAGGAUGCAAAGGUGAGUGCUACAGCUAAAGAUCGAGCGGAAGGACACGGCCAGUCACGAAGUUAUGGCCAGAAGAGAUUCAGAUCGAGCAAGCGAGGUCACUGGACCAGGGUUGUUCUGGGCAUUGUGGGCUACACCUGUGACGAAGUCGGCAAAACAGGGCUGCCCGGGCUCGACAUGGUCGGCUCGUAUGUCAUCAGUAACAGCGCUGACCAUGGAUAUUUCGGCUUCACUACAGGUCAAGGGCUACAAGAUCGUCGACGAAGUGUAGAAUACGUGUCACAGCUCUGCAAUACACAAAAAUGA